Triticum urartu is the source of this 915-nucleotide messenger RNA. NCBI's taxonomy places the organism in Eukaryota, Viridiplantae, Streptophyta, Magnoliopsida, Poales, Poaceae. The record is from RefSeq and is a predicted model, not a curated record.
AUGUUUUCUUCAGGUUCAGCGCAAUCACAUGCCCGGGAGCCACUGGUACCAUCAAGAAAAAAGAGUUGCAUCGGUCGUCGUAAGCCGUCAACGGUGGAAGCGCUUGCAGAGGAUCUCAACUCCAUAAUGCAUCAAGAGCAGUUAUGUUCUGGUUCAGCGGUUCGUACCAUUCCAGGAUCCUCGGAUGAAGACCUACUGAUUUAUCAUAGAGAGACUCCCGCUAGCUGCUUUGAGAUUGGGCAUGGAAGCAUGCUUCUUACACAUCCAAACUCAGUAUCAGAAGCAAAUUCUGUUCCUGCACAUAGCAAGUCAUAUGUGACAAGUCAGUCCAAUUCGGGGCCUGCCUCACUUACUCUGCAUAGGGGAAGCAACGGAGCGAGCAACUCAAAUGCCGCAUCUCAGAAGCUAAUGUGGUCACAUGAGAGUGCUAGGAGGCAUGAACUUCAUUAUUCGGAGAGCAAGAAAGUAGGAGGAAGGGGAAACGCCGGUGGCGCUUUGAGAGGCCUUACCAAGUCCACUAUGAAGUCUCUCAAAAGACUUUAUGAAAGCCAGCCUCAAAUCUUCACAGAUGCAGAAGUGAGAGGAGGAACCAUGGACAAGGCUUCUUCCAAAUCUGGGGCCAUGGCUUCUUCUCCGUUGAGAUUGAGAAUGCCGAAAUCUGGCAAUGCAACUGGAGGAGGAGCAGCAGCAGCACUUAACCGGUUCAUGUUACCCCCAGGCAAGUUAUCAUCCAUGCCGGCCCCUCCGGACAAGGAUGGUGAUCAGGACUCGCUGCUGUUGGAGGUUCCUCGCAAUGUGCGGCACCCGGAGGCAGAGCUUCUUCGCUGCUGCCCCCACCAUCUCAGCUCAGCUCUGUGACCCUAACCGCAGCAUCGCCUCCGAGCUAGCAAUCCCACCUCCGUUAGCGAUCAGCUU